UUUUGAGCGGGAAAGUUAAACAAUGAAUCUGAAAUCUAGGAGGUUUCUCGUGGGUGGAGACUACAGUAUCGAAGCACACUAUUGGCUAAACUGGCCGAAAGCCAGCUGCUUUCUGGCCAAUGAAAACAGUGUCACGUAUGCAUUGCAUCAAUACACAAAUCAAACAGGGUGGAGCUUUCCUUCUAAAAUUUGCAUACAAGCCGUAUAAAUAACCACUGUGCGUCAACGAAGAGUAUAGAGACGUUUCGUUCAUCUCAAAGAAUCAUGCCAGAGCCAGCCAAGACCGCCCCCAAGAAGGGCUCCAAGAAAGCUGUCACCAAGACCGCCGGUAAAGGAGGAAAGAAGCGCAAGAGGACUAGGAAGGAGAGCUAUGCUAUCUAUGUCUACAAGGUGUUGAAGCAGGUUCAUCCCGACACCGGGAUCUCCUCAAAGGCGAUGGGCAUCAUGAAUUCUUUCGUCAACGACAUCUUCGAGCGCAUCGCCGGUGAGGCGUCUCGUCUCGCUCACUACAACAAGCGCUCCACCAUCACUUCCAGAGAGAUCCAGACCGCCGUGCGUCUGCUGCUGCCCGGAGAGCUGGCCAAACACGCCGUGUCUGAGGGCACAAAGGCCGUCACCAAGUACACCAGCUCCAAGUAAAGCGUUGAAUCCUCACCUACCCCAAAGGCUCUUUUAAGAGCCACCCAUGUUCUCGUCAAAAGAGUCAUUUUGUUUUGUGUGUUCAGGAAUUCAGUAAACCUCACCAAGGAUUUUUAACGUGUGCUAAAUAUGUCAAUUUAUUGUUUUAGUUAGAAAAUUCUAAUAUUUUGCUUAAUGUAGAAACCCAGUUCAAAUUAUAAUUUUAUUUUUAUAUAUCGAGAAGUUAUUUUUACUCCGCUCUUCUACCAAACAGUUAACCAUGUUUUUACAAUUUUAAAUGUUACCUGGAAGUCAUUUGAAGAACAUUCUGGUGCACUUAAACACUUCUUGAUUUUAUUGGUGAAGAAAAAAAAAGCAUGUUAAAUGAGAAUCUGAAAGAAAUUAUGACAUCGAAAAAUAAAGAUGUAUAAGUAUUCAAAAGUACUUUAUUUUGAAUAUAUUAUUGGUCUUAUGCUAAAUUCUUUCAUGUUUUAAGCCCAAUACUUUAAAAUCGACAUAUCAACCAUCUGGUAGAGGCUGAUAUUUUAGAAAUUAAAGAAUGAGUAAAUAAAAAUGCAUUGUGUGUGUUAAUCACCAAAAUUAAGAGUUAUGAAAUGCAAUCCAAACAUUUUUUUACUAUGGUGGGGUACUACUUUAUUUUGUUAGUCUAAUCUAGGAAAGUUAUGCGAUGUUAGUUAGUAUAUUGAAAUGACCAGGCUUUCUGAGAACAAUGUAAUUAACUGAAUUGUAGUGUAAGUGAAUAACUUAUGAAACGCAAAAAAA
Molecule: messenger RNA, 1401 nt
Organism: Danio rerio (zebrafish)
Lineage: Eukaryota; Metazoa; Chordata; Actinopteri; Cypriniformes; Danionidae
Source: RefSeq, a predicted model, not a curated record